Messenger RNA from Penicillium coprophilum, 1032 nucleotides. Its product is annotated as DUF1295 domain protein. Gene Ontology annotation, cellular component: membrane. Gene Ontology annotation, biological process: lipid metabolic process. NCBI's taxonomy places the organism in Eukaryota, Fungi, Ascomycota, Eurotiomycetes, Eurotiales, Aspergillaceae. Gene Ontology annotation, molecular function: oxidoreductase activity, acting on the CH-CH group of donors. The transcript has 2 exons. The coding region runs from base 1 to 1032 and encodes 343 amino acids. The record is from RefSeq and is a predicted model, not a curated record.
AUGGCAUUUCUCAUCCCUCCCUCAACUCUAGAGAGCCAGGCCUAUAGCCCGCUCCACUCUCCACCCCUCAGAAACAGUAUAACACCGGGCGAUGUGGGAAUUCUAAAAUCAACUCUCCUACCAUCAUUCGGCCUCUAUUCAUCCCUCUCACUAGCAGCAUACAUUGCAGCCAAAACAACAAACCGAGUGGAACUGAAAGACUGGCUUUGGCCAUCCUCGCAAGUCCUCAAUGCCUGGUGGACCGCCAUCGGGCAACCGAUGUGCAAAUAUAACAUCUCAGUCGGAGCAGCUUUCCAGGCUCUACCAUGGACCGAAAGGGUUCUUCUAAGCUGCGUUACUAUGUGGGGCACGAGACUCUUUGCCGGGGUAGUCUGCCGGUCCUUGUCCCGCGGGAAAGAUGAUGCGCGGUACGACGCGGUCAAAAAAGAGCCCGGUUUCUGGAGAAGUGUCUUUUUGAAGACCUUUUUACCGGAAGCGGCCAUAUUAAGUGUUAUCUCUUUGCCGUUUACGGUUCCGUUCACUAUGGGCGAGACUGCGCUUCCGGUAGGCGAAGAUGUAAGGGAUAUUAUUCGGGCGCUUGGCGUUGGACUUUUUAGUGUUGGGUUUGCGAUGGAGACUAUGGCAGAUACGCAGCUUGCACUUCAUCGUCGGGAACGGACGGAUUUGUGCCAACAUGGUGUUUGGAGUUUGGUGCGGCAUCCCAAUUAUCUCGGGGACGCAUUGGUACAUUUCUCAUUUGCUUUGCUUAACAUGGCUGGUCCGUUCAAUCCAGCUGUGAUACUGGGUCCUAUUGCGAACUACUUAUUCCUUCGGUUUGUGUGUGGUGACAAGGAGACUGAGGCUAGCCAGGAAGAGCGCUAUGCGUCUCAGGAUCUACAAAAGUAUGGGCAGCUGAAACAGUGGCAGAGAGAGAAGAACAGUUUCUGGCCUGCUUUGCGCGAUCUGGUGAAUCCAUGGGGAUUGGCUGUUGCUGCUUGCGGGCUUAUUGGUGUGGUCAUCGAGGAGGGAUUCAGAGGUGCUUAUGAUAUGUGA